AUUUUCAGUUAAAUUUCAGAAUUCAUAAACUGCGGUCGCGUAAGCUGAAGACGCGUUUGCAUCGAUCUAUAUAUAUGUAUAUAUAAUUAAUGCAUAUAUUUUAAAUAUUGUGUAGUUCUCUAUAUAUACGAUAAACAGUGUAUAAAAGUUUUUAUCAACUAAAACUAAUAUAAAUACCUAUAUAUAUAGAAAAUACAGUAUAUCACAAUGAAUCGCAGUUUUCCCUUAACUUUGUACGGCGCCUUUUUUCUGCUGCUCGUCGCGCCAGCGUGUCUUGGAGAUCUGAUGUGCUAUGUUUGCGAUAAUUGUGAGAAUGUGGACAAGAAUACGCCUCUAUUGGCCUGCAAUGAGGAAUUCUUCAAUCAUCAAGGCAGUACCGAAGACCCCAGACCGACAACCGAAAUGGAGACGUCCAUAGAUACGCGAAGUACCGCAACAGAAUCUGAAUCGACACCGGCUUCCACCAGCGAGCCGGAGACCAGCACCACUACUGUAGAAACCACUACCGAACCAGGCACUACCGAGACGACCGCCCGCACAGAUCUGCCCAUCCCAACGCCUGCUACAGUGGGCCCGCCAGAGACUACCACCGGUGUGCCUACACCCCCAGAAGAGACUGGAUUGAAUAGGCUGGAGAUAUCGACUCAAUUUUCGGACGCUACUGACUCAGAAAACUCCACAGAUCUGUACAUCCGCCAGCGCAGAGCUCUGAUUGAUACAGACAUUAGCUAUCACUGCUACAAGGUGCAGAAGACAGUCAACAAUGUGAAGCAAGUGAAUCGCGGUUGCUCACGUGUCAAGCCAGAGCAAUCGGUUUGCCAGGAGCUUCAGCUGCAAAACGUCGGCGUUCAGUUGUCGCAUUGUGAUCCGUGCACCAUGAAUGCCUGCAAUGCAGCAACAUCCACGGUGCAUGCCUCCAUCCUGGCGACAGUGGCUGUGGCACUAACGGCAGUUGUGCUACAACUUCAAUAAAUAUUGAAUACUGUGACAAAUGUUCUUCGCCGCCAUGAAAUCUUACACGCCCCCAACCGCCCCUCCAUUGUUGUCCAACUCUCACUCCAACCCGGUGUUAUUUAGUACAUAUUGUUACUCUCUUUAAGGUACACGCAAAUACACACACGAACCCACAUACACACACACACACACACACAAACACUCUCAUUGUUAAGUCAUGCGAAAACUUUAUGUAAUUUGUAAGCGAUACAAAAACAAAACAAACACACACGAAUAUCGAAAUAUACAUAUAUUAUACAUACGCCUCUAUAUAUAUAAUUCUAAAUGAACUAAAGCUAACCAAAUGUGAAGCAUAAGACAAUUUUAAUUGAUAUGUAAUAAACUAUUUAUGUAUUAAAGAUUUUUCAAAUUUUCUCUCCAAAAUUGAUUGAGAAAUCUCAA
Molecule: messenger RNA, 1395 nt
Organism: Drosophila mojavensis
Lineage: Eukaryota; Metazoa; Arthropoda; Insecta; Diptera; Drosophilidae
Exons: 3
Coding region: 208-972 (254 amino acids)
Source: RefSeq, a predicted model, not a curated record